AAGAAUGGCUGCUAGAUGUUUGCUGCUGCUCGUUUGCUUUGCACUACGCACUCGUUUCAUCGUUCACUCUCUCAAGAUAAACGUGACAAGAACGACGCCUCACGAGAUCGAGGGAGAAACAACCUCGUUCACGUGUACCGCUGAUGGAUUGGGGUAUGGAUUCCUGCAGUGGAUUCUGGACGGCACACCCCUGGACUCGACGCCCUGCUCUGGUUCACAAGACAGGAUUCGUUUAAUAUGCCUUGAUCUUACGCUGUACAGAAAUAACUCUGGCAAGACUCUAACAUGCACAUCGGUUGGGGAAUAUACAAACACCGAUACAACACUGCGGCUGAACGCACUUCAUCCACCGGAUGUCGUGACCCUCGAGGCUAACACGACUUCCGGUUUGAUUUACAAGUUCAACUGUACUGCCUCAGGAGCAAACCCAGCUGUGAAGAUCACGUGGUUGGUUAACAUAAAUGAUGUGCAGAGCCGCGAAGUUAUCGUUUCGCGGCAUAGUCCGGCCCCGUACAUGUGGACGACCUCAAGUUGCAUAACAUUGUACGCAAACACAAUAGCGGACGAUGGGGGCGUCAGAUGCAUGACGUCAUUUUUAGACAAUGAUAGUUACGUGGUGAGAGAAUUUCUGCUGAAUGCGAAUACUAUUAAAGGUACAAAUUUUAUUGCAGAAACAUUAACUACGCAGCCUGAACCCGACGAAAGAACAUCAACUACUCGGCUCGAUGAAGGAACAUCAACUACUCUGCCCGAUGAAGGAACAUCAACUACUCUGCCCGAUGAAGGAACAUCAACUACACGGCUCAUUCAAAGAACAUCAACUACUCUGCCCGAUGAAGGAACAUCAUCUACUCGGCUCGAUGAAGGAACAUCAACUACUCUGCCCGAUGAAGGAACAUCAACUACACGGCUCAUUCAAAGAACAUCAACUACUCUGCCCGAUGAAGGAACAUCAGCUACUCGGCUCGAUGAAGGAACAUCAACUACUCUGCCCGAUGAAGGAACAUCAACUACUCUGCCCGAUGAAGGAACAUCAACCACGUGGCCUGAUGGAAGAACAUCAACUUCUCGGCCUGAUGAAGAAACAUCAACAGAUAGUUCAGUUGACGUCAAAGUUUACGUCAUUGUUACCAUUUCCGUCAUCGUAUGUCUCUUUGUUGCCAUAGUGAUUUUUUGGAGGUACCAUCACAAACCAAAACCUCGGCAACCUCCACCACAAAUAAACAAAGCCACCAAGUGGACGUCAGCGGAAUGUGUGGAAUUAGAGGAGACUGGUUUUCAGCUUCCCGAUGUUGACUACUCCUUUCCUCGUGAGAACAUCCAGCUUCUUGAGGUUCUAGGGUGUGGGAACUUUGGACAGGUGCACAAGGCCAUCGCUAAGGACCUGCUGGACGUGGGAACCAAAACACUUGUUGCAGUUAAGAUUUUGAAAAAGUCAUCUUCUUGCCAUCUUUUGGCGGAUUUCGAGAAGGAAAUCUCGGUUCACAAAACUCUGACCAAGCACUCCAAUGUGGUAUCCAUGUUGGGUUACUGCACAGACAGAGAUCCUUUCUACUUGGUUCUUGAAUUCCUCCCUGGAGGAAACCUUCAAGACUUCCUGAAGAAGAAGAAGUUAUCUUGGAAGGAGUCAAGACAAGUUGACUUUAAUGUUGAACCAGCAUCUCCCUUCCAGCUCCUCACGUUUGCAUCUCAGAUCGCCAACGGCAUGGAUUACUUAUCGUUUAAGGGGUGCAUUCACCGCGACCUGGCUUCUCGUAAUAUUCUACUGACUACUGACUUGGUGUGCAAGCUGUCUGAUUUUGGACUGGCACGUGACGUGUCGGCGACAGAGCAGUAUGAAAUGGCGUCAAAGGGACUGGUGCCAGUCCGUUGGUUAGCUAUGGAGUGCCUCGUGGACAACACAUACACCACGAUGAGCGAUGUGUGGUCAUUUGGGGUCCUGCUGUGGGAGAUUGUGACAUUGGGUGCUCAUCCCUACCGUGGUAUGUCGUACAAUGACAUCAUCGAUUGCUUAGUUGAGGGUCACAGGUUACCACAGCCAAGACAUUGCAGUAAACAGUUAUUUUCGAUCAUGAAGGAGUGCUGGCGAGAAGUCCCUCGUACACGUCCAACGUUCCUCAGCCUCAAGAGAACUCUGGACGUGAUGAUCGAAGACGCACCGGUGUACGUGAACAUGUCAAACUUUCAACCCGACAAGUACAUAACAUGAGCUCCAGUGACAGAAUCUACAACAAAUCUUAGUUUUAAACUGUCAACAUGGAUGGAUACCUUCCAUAAGAUUUUUAAUUGUCACUAUGUACAGUGUGCUGAGAUAAUAAUUGUAUGUGGUGCACUGGACACUAUUGGUAAUUGUCAAAGACCAGUCUUCUCACUUGGUGAAUCUCAACAUGCAUAA
Asterias rubens (European starfish) is the source of this 2395-nucleotide messenger RNA. RefSeq names its product ephrin type-B receptor 3-like. The record is from RefSeq and is a predicted model, not a curated record. The coding region runs from base 5 to 2209 and encodes 734 amino acids. Gene Ontology annotation, cellular component: signaling receptor complex. The transcript is spliced from 12 exons. Lineage: Eukaryota; Metazoa; Echinodermata; Asteroidea; Forcipulatida; Asteriidae. Gene Ontology annotation, molecular function: ATP binding; transmembrane receptor protein tyrosine kinase activity. Gene Ontology annotation, biological process: multicellular organism development; cell surface receptor protein tyrosine kinase signaling pathway; protein phosphorylation.